This is a messenger RNA of Python bivittatus (Burmese python), 2842 nucleotides long. The record is from RefSeq and is a predicted model, not a curated record. Lineage: Eukaryota; Metazoa; Chordata; Lepidosauria; Squamata; Pythonidae.
AGAAUGCAUAUAUCACACACACGUGCGCUCACACACGAAGAGAGAGACCUCUGGGAUUUCCCAGCGCUUCUCUUGCAUGUGGUAUUACAAUGGACUCCUCCUUCCACAGACGUAAUAUGAUGAUCUGUCUUAAUGUUCUCCCAAAGCGUUUUUCUCCAGAAGGAAAAAAAAAAUCACACUGUACACUUCUGAAGAAGCCACAUUGAGAUAAUCUGAGCUUCCAGGACAGAAGCGUGAGAAGAAAUUUACUCCAUAGAGAAGAUCCUCAUUUCCCAUAAUCUGCCAGUGGGAUUAAUUCAUAAACCAUGAAUGGAGGUUUCCUGUGUCCUUUUCAGUUGUGUUUAUGGAAUUCAGUGUGUGAUGAAAAAGCUUCAAGUCACAGCAUAUGAGAGACAUCGUUCUCACAGACUGGCCUUCUAUUGAUGGACAUCAUCCAUCACAUUGUGGCCGAACCUUGGACUCAGCCAAGAACAUCCAGCUUGCCCUGGAUAAGAACAGCAGACAAAUCUGGCUCUAAAAGAACACCAUGACAGUGACACCUGCACCUGGAAACAUGUCUUCAACAUGCCAUGUGGAUUCUGAGUUCAGAUAUAUACUGUUCACUGUCUACUACAGCAUCAUCUUUAUUCUGGGCUUCAUAGCUAACACCUAUGUGCUGUGGCUUUUCCAUCGGGUUUAUGCUACAAAGAAAUUAAAUGAAAUAAAAAUAUUCAUAGUCAACUUGACAACUGCUGACUUACUUUUCCUAGUUACAUUGCCAAUGUGGAUUAUUUAUUACCACAACAAAGGGAACUGGAUCAUGCCCCAUUUUCUGUGUAACAUAGCUGGCUACUUAUUCUUUGUGAAUACAUACUGCUCUGUGGCAUUCCUGGGAGUCAUAACUUACAAUCGUUACCAAGCAGUUACAAGGCCCAUUUCAACGGUUCAGUCCAGCACACGAAGAAGAGGAAUUUAUAUUACUGUAGCUAUCUGGGUCAUGAUAGGUAUUCCUUCCACCUACUUUCUGGCUGAUGAUGGUACGACCCUUGAGGGGCAUCUGGUACGCUGUUUUGAGCGUUAUAAUACCUCCGCUAAUACAACUCCUGUCCUUGCCUCCCAUGGGAUUAUUUGUAUUUGUUUCUUCAUUACUUUCCUGCUUGUCUUGAUAUGUAAUGCUUUCAUCAUCCGGACAUUGCUUUCCAAACCAAUGCAAACUCGGAGGAGUGUUCGCGUCAAGCAACGGGCUCUCUGGUUAGUGUGCACAGUUUUGACUGUCUUCAUUUUUUGUUUUGUGCCUCACCACUUGGUGGACUUACCCUGGACUUUGAUGGUUCUAGACAAAUGGAAUAUAAGUUGCCAAAGCAAAAAACUGUUGAAUGAUCUCCACCAGGCAACCCUUGUCUUUCUGGGUGCCAACUGUGUCUUGGACCCUAUCAUUUAUUGCUUUCUCACGAAAAAGUUCAGGAAACAUCUUUCUGAAAAUUUUAAAAACAUAAAAGACAGUCGAAAAUGUUCCAGGCAAACAACUGAUACUGGAGUGGAAGGGAUGGUGCAGUUAGAAGAUUGUCUCUCUCCCUUCCCCAAAUCUUAAAAGUAUUUUAGACUCAAGAUGGAGGGAGGCACCUCUGUAACAGCAAAAAAAGGACCAAAAAACAUAAAUUUGGCUACAAUUUCCAUAUGUUAAAGUACAAGCAUACACUGUAUGCAAAUCAGGAAAUACGGUAUAUCUCCUCACAAGCAGCAAAGAUUAUCAAAUGAUUUGUGUGUCUAUUCAAUUUGCUGCCCAGAUGUUAACUGAAGAUGGCCAGCUUCUGGGGCCUACUUUUCAUUCUUAAGGAAUUGGACUGAACUAUAUCUAAACUGAGAGACCUUCUGAGUGAAAGUAGAACGAAAGGAUAACUUUCCUAUAGAAGAGCAAAAUGUACUUAUUGUCAGUGUCAAGUAAAAGCUGAUGGCCAGCAAGAAUUCUUGGCAAAUUAAUUUAGGACCACAGCUCUUGUUUAAAACAUUAAGAAUUGGAAGUCAUAUAACACAAAUGCAAGAACUCUGAAAGACCAUGCCAUAUCUCAAAUGAGAUGACUUUGGGUAUUGUCGUCAGGGGAAAGAAUUUGUGAAUCUCUUAUUUGAAAGAUGGAUAUUACAUUGUUGCAGCCCUGAUAUAAUAUAUUUGAUAACAGUGUUUUUCUGUUUUCAGCAUGAGGUACUUCAAAUCUCUUGGAAUUGGGUGGGCAUCUUUAGGCACAUACCAGGUCUUUCUUGGAACCUAGCACCAAUACCUAAGACAGGGCUAUGGGAUUCUUUUCCAUCAAAGAUUGCAUUCCCAUGGGUAUCCUCCUCCUCCUGCUCUUUUGCCAUUCUUCCACACCCAGAAAGGCUGAGACCUACAGUGCCAAAAAUGUCCACUCAUGGGUUAGCCAAGAAUCCAUAUGCAAAUUUAGAAGAUGAGGUAGGAAAGAAGACGACCUAUCCUGAAGCAAGCCUGGAGUAUGGGAGAACCAUUGUCUCUAGGUCCCCUAAGGGUAAAUUCUCAUUUUUUCUUUGCAGUCAUACCUAUGGAAAAGUAAAACCUGAAAUACAAGCUUACGUGAAAAUAAGACUUCUGGCAUAUGUCUGCCCACUUCAACGUAUUCUCCUUCUCUACAUUUGUAGCCUUCCACAGUUUGACAGGCACACAUCUGAGGCAGGAGCCUUUCAUAUGCAUGAAGGUUCUUCAUGAUGACUAUGCUAAGGAAUGUUUGAAUUUCUCAGGAGACCCAACUGUUGCCUAAUGGUUCAUUUCUAUCCAUUGCUUUGUAAUGGUGUAACCUUAAAAAGCAGUUAAAAAUAUAACUAAUAAAUAAGAAUGGUGGUUUAUUAUACCUUG